GCCACCUAUACAUAACCAAGGAUGCAGAACCCUCCACCUCUAGGAAUCAUGCUUCCACCAAAUAUGGGCAGUGGAAUCCCCCAAGGAUUACCUUUGCCAGAAUGCCUCUGCCCAGCCACCCUGGAUGCCCCUAAGCAACUCAUGGUUGGGCAUGCGCUUAUUACAAUUCCAUCUAUAUCGUUCGAGAAGCUGUUCCCUGACCGGCCAGACCCGUCGCAACCUGGCAAGGAAGAGGACUUAUUUCUCGACAUAGUGAAUCCUGACGAUGGCGACUUCAUGCAUUGGCUGGUUGUAAUGGAGGGGCCGGAGGGCGAUCCUACUAGAGAUGAGAUCAUCGAUACUUAUAUUAAGACGGUUGCACAGGUUGUUAAAAGUGAAGAAAAAGCCAGGAGUAGGAUCUACACUGUUGAUACAGGGCCCUACUACUUUGCAUUUGGAGUCAACGUAUCUCCAAAACGUGCUUUCAAACUUGCUGGUCUGCCUAGAGUUCGAUGGGUUGUUGCUGAUGCGUACCUGCCUCUGAGGGAAGGUUAUGGGGCAUGGAAGCUUUGAUCUUCUAAUUCUGCCAUGAACUUUGCAUCCUGGAGAUUACAUUCUCUCAUUUAUGAAAACCGCUGCGCUUUGUUGACCAAAGCAUGAGGCAAAUGUGCUGCUUCGAUCUUUGUUCUCGGCCGACUAUACGUGCUUGGCUUUUAUUCGGGCAAGUUUUGCACGUGAUCUAUUAUGUUAAUUGGUAUUUAAAUAUAGUGAUUAAGAAAAAAAUUUAGCAGAUAAGUUUGCUUAAUGGAAACGUGUUUAGAAAGAUAAAAGUUUGUUCCAACUGCAUAUCUACCCAAGUUUGGCUUGGGGAUGGACAAAAGUGUCAUAUUUUGCCAUUGUGGUUAUUAUAUGAGUUUAUGUAGCGGCACGAGGCCUAA
Eucalyptus grandis is the source of this 917-nucleotide messenger RNA. Its product is annotated as multiple organellar RNA editing factor 8, chloroplastic/mitochondrial. Gene Ontology annotation, cellular component: chloroplast. Lineage: Eukaryota; Viridiplantae; Streptophyta; Magnoliopsida; Myrtales; Myrtaceae. Gene Ontology annotation, biological process: chloroplast RNA modification; cytidine to uridine editing. Bases 22 to 552 code for a protein of 176 amino acids. The record is from RefSeq and is a predicted model, not a curated record. The transcript has 4 exons.